Molecule: messenger RNA, 855 nt
Organism: Auanema sp. JU1783
Lineage: Eukaryota; Metazoa; Nematoda; Chromadorea; Rhabditida; Rhabditidae
Source: the annotation of a GenBank genome assembly
AUGGGAACUGGGAAGACUUUACUCUGUCGUCAGUUAUUGAGAUAUGCACACACCUUUAAUCCCGUGAUUUCUUAUUAUGUCCAUACUGUACAGCAUCAUAUUUUGAUUACAUGGAGAGCCGUCGAAAAAGCCUGUAUUACUCUUGAAGUUGAAUAUUCUCAACAUAAACAUCACUUCGACGCUCUCAAUGAGUUUCGGCAUAAAGAAACUCUGAAAGAUCAUAUUCUUGAAGCAAUUUUCAAGCUGGCAGCAUCAGGAUUACUCGAGGAAUGCCAGACAAAAAGUCGACAUUUAAAACUGCCUUACAACUAUGAAUAUUUCGUUAAUAAUAUGAAACGAAUGUUGGAUGCGAAGUACAUCCCGACCGAGCAAGAUCUACUGAAUUCAGUAGGAUUCACUCAAUACCACUUAUUGGAGCUACCAGGUCAUCACUUGUUUAGAAGACGGUGGCAAGAUUUCUUCAAAUAUACUGCGGCUGUUUUUUUUUUGGUCGACUUGAGCGAACUCUGCGAUGAGGCGUUUUAUCAUGGCCAUUUGAAAGGAAAAACUGUUCAAAUUUUCAACAAUUUACUGCCCAGUCCUGUUCUACGAGAUGCAGGACUGAUUGUGCUCUUUAACAAGAAAGACAAAUUCUUAGAACUUUCUGCUAAUAUGGCAUGGAGUAAUCUAGCUCAGCAUAUUCGAAACAAUACAGAAGCUUUGUCUUUUUAUCGAUCUCAAUUCAUAACACUUUUACCCAAAGGACGGAGUUAUCAUCACACAGUAAGCUUGAUUUCUGCAAAAAGUUCUGCCACAAUGAGUGAAUCCCUGAACACAAUUAUGAAAAAUAAUAAAGAAAACAUGAAACCAUUGUAA